Lolium perenne is the source of this 1773-nucleotide messenger RNA. RefSeq lists its product as uncharacterized. Gene Ontology annotation, cellular component: membrane. Lineage: Eukaryota; Viridiplantae; Streptophyta; Magnoliopsida; Poales; Poaceae. The record is from RefSeq and is a predicted model, not a curated record. Gene Ontology annotation, molecular function: beta-1,4-mannosylglycoprotein 4-beta-N-acetylglucosaminyltransferase activity. Gene Ontology annotation, biological process: N-acetylglucosamine metabolic process.
UCCCAGUGUCGCGGCCACGAGAAAGCUAAAGCGAAUCCACACUCCACUGCACGUCGCGUUCCUGCGCUUUUUUUCCCUUCUCCUGUCCACUCGGCGUCUCCUGCCCGACUAAUUUUAGCAAUGGACGAGGUUAGCGGCGAGGAGAGAUGCGGAGCAGAGGGAGAGAUCCAUGGAGUCCCGUCCCGUGUUUGAUUAGAUGAGAGCAGAUAGCGGAGCGCGACAUGUGCCGUCCAAAGGCGUCAGCUUCCUGUCUUCUUCGUCUUCGUCUUCGUCUUCGUCUUCGUCUUCGUCUUCGUCGCCGCCGUCGUCUUCUCCCCUGAGGUUACAUUCUGCUUCAGAUAUUGCUGUGUUACCCAGAGAGGCACUCUCCUAUUCUUCUCAAAGACUCGCUCAUUUCUUCCUUUGUCAUAGACGCAAGCCUGUCGCAUGGCCGGAAACUCGCAUAAUCCGCCUCCUGUAACUAGACGAAAAAGUAUUCUAGCUUUCAAGUUCCUGAUACCCUUUGUUCUAGUUCUUUCAGUGUCUGUUAUUGCUGUCACCCAGUACUUCCAAAGUAUCUCCUACCUUCUGCGGCCGCUAUGGGACACACCACCGAAGCCUUUCUUCCGUAUCCCGCACUACUACGCCCCUAAUAUGUCCAUGCAGCAGCUAUGCCAGCUCCAUGGCUGGGACAUCCUUCCUUCCCCCCGCCGCGUCUUUGAUGCCGUCCUCUUCAGCAAUGAACUCGAUAUUCUGGAGAUCCGCUACCGUGAGCUCUUUCCAUAUGUUGACAGGUUUGUCAUCCUUGAGGCGAAUGCUACCUUCACUGGCAUCCCAAAGUCUCUCUCCUUCUUUGAAAACAUCAACCGUUUCGCGUUUGCUAGCUCAAAGAUCGUCUAUGACAUGCUUCCCAUUGGAGAUUUGGAUCCCGAAUCUCGCCAGACGCCUUUCCUUGUAGAGGCCGGUCACCGCCGCGCACUUAACUCCUUGCUAACAAGAUCAGGCAUUGCUGUGGGGGAUGUCUUGAUAAUGGCUGACGCUGAUGAGAUUCCAAGUCCUGAAACCGUGCAGCUGCUGAAAUGGUGUGAUGGAAUACCACCAAUCAUGCAUCUUGAGCUAAAAAACUACAUGUACUCCUUUGAGUUUCCUGUGGAUCACAACAGCUGGAGAGCAUCAGCGCAUGUGUUCACCGAGCGCACAAAGUACCGCCACUCCCGUCAGACCAACCUGAUGCUGGCCGAUGCGGGCUGGCAUUGCAGCUUCUGCUUCAGGGAGAUCAAGGAGUUUGCUUUCAAGAUGAAGGCAUAUAGCCACGCAGACCGGGUGAAACAGGAAAGCUUCCUGAGUCCAGACAGGAUCCAGAGGGUCAUAUGCAAUGGGGAGAACCUGUUUGACAUGCUACCUGAAGAGUACACAUUUGGAGAUCUCUUCAAGAAGAUGGGGCCGAUACCGAGGUCGGCAUCUGCCAUUCAUCUGCCUUCCUAUUUGAUCAGGAACGCUUACAGCUACAGGUUCUUGCUUCCCGGUGGAUGCUUGAGACCAGGCUAAAUCAGAGGGUGUCUUGUAACCUUUUAGCCAUACAGUAUUACUUUAGAUGCAAUGCUGCUGUUUCUAUGGAAAUAUGUGCGCCUUUGUCUGUUUUGGAGCAGUGAUACUUUUAGAUAGGAUUGUAGAAUCUUUUUGUGUAUGGGACUAUAUGUGUGAUUGCUGUGUGAGGAGAUCAACCGAGAAUUCACCUAAGGUGAUAUGAAGGUAAUACAACCGGGUUAGUAAUCGCCCGCCCUUUUGGGUUCA